Molecule: messenger RNA, 760 nt
Organism: Amphiprion ocellaris (clown anemonefish)
Lineage: Eukaryota; Metazoa; Chordata; Actinopteri; Pomacentridae
Product: histone H4
Exons: 1
Coding region: 186-497 (103 amino acids)
Biological process (GO): nucleosome assembly
Cellular component (GO): nucleosome
Molecular function (GO): structural constituent of chromatin; DNA binding; protein heterodimerization activity
Source: RefSeq, a predicted model, not a curated record
GAAGAAGAAGAAGAAGAAGAAGAAGAAGAAGAAGAAGAAGAAGAAGAAGAAGAAGAAGAAGAAGAAGAAGAAGAAGAAGAAGAAGAAGAGUCCGCCUCUGUCUUCUAUCACGUCCUCAGUGGAGAGUUAAAUCUCCGUGAAUCCAGCAGCGGCAUCAUUGAGCAGAAAACUGCAGAAGAGCGACGAUGUCCGGACGAGGCAAAGGAGGAAAAGGACUCGGUAAAGGAGGCGCCAAGCGGCACCGUAAAGUUCUCCGGGAUAACAUCCAGGGAAUCACCAAGCCCGCUAUCCGCCGUCUGGCUCGCCGCGGUGGAGUCAAGCGUAUCUCGGGUCUGAUCUACGAGGAGACCCGCGGUGUGUUGAAGGUGUUCCUGGAGAACGUCAUCCGUGAUGCCGUCACCUACACCGAGCACGCCAAGAGGAAGACGGUGACCGCCAUGGAUGUGGUGUACGCUCUGAAGAGGCAGGGCCGCACUCUGUACGGCUUCGGAGGUUAAAGUCAGCGAUCAUGCAGCACAACAAAGGUCCUUUUCAGGACCACACACCUCUGAUAAAGAGCUCGGUCCCACUAGAUCGUCAGUUCAAAUUUAUGUUUUAACAUGACAACAUGCAGAAACAAGACCUGGAUUAAAGCUAAAUAAACGUUUAUUUUAUAGCUGAUUGUUCCGACUAUUGUAACUAAUUUACAGGUCAAUAUUGUAACUCAUUCGGAUUUAAUAGGAUGUAAAAUUGAAUCAGUAUCUGUGAUUAGUCUGUAUUU